GUUACACCUGUUUGUUCAACAACAUCAAAGACUUGUUCAGGCAGUUAUAAUGAGAGUUUAUAUAUCCUAUGAUUCUGAAAAGCUUAUAUGAUAUAACAGAUCUAGAAGAAUGUUUUUGAAUACGUCGUAUACGGAUGAAGAUGCAAACAUGUAUUUUUCUCAAUGGAAAAAGUUUAUUUUUGACUGAUCGUGAAAGAUGAAGUGAACGGGAAUGAAGGCAAGACGAACACUACAUACAUGUACAAUUCUUUAUAACGCUGCUUCAGGAGUGUUCAAUUAUUAGUCUUUUUGACGUAUUAUUGAUUGGAAGUGAUUUCAAAACAUUCAUAAGAUUUUAAUGUCAAUAUAUGUCAAAAACAAAAGUUUGAUUUCCUAUAUGGAAAUCUAGACCUUAAAGACGUUGUUUAUCCAUUAAUAAGAAUGUUACAACAGCAUGUCUUCCAGGAAUGUUCAUUCUUUCCUCCAGAUGACCGCUCAGUUUGCAAAAAUGAUACAAAAUCAUUAAGAGAUCCUAUGGAAUAUGAAGGCACAAGAUUGUCAACUUUUGCAACAUUUCCAAAUAUUCUUGGUGUUUAUGCAACCAAACUUGCAGGAGUUGGUUUCUAUUAUUUAGAAAAAGACGAUGAGGUUAUUUGCUUUAAAUGCAAAAUAAUACAUAAAAAUUGGAAACCGUACGAUUCUCCAAUAAAUAUUCACCAACACAUUUCUCCGCUUUGUGAUUUUAUCAAACAUAUCGGCUCUAAAUACAUGGAACAUUCACAACAUAUAUCAGAAGGUACAGUAAGUAAUGGUACAUGUGAUAUUUCUUACGUAGGAACUGAAUGUAACAAGAUAUUGCACGACAAAAAUAAACUGCCGGUUAAUGGUAACGAUCCUCGACAGAGCUUAAAUAUGCAUAAUGGUGGAACAGAGACUCAAAGAAUUCAGACAAACACAAUUAAUCAAAAUUCAAACAAUUUCAGAUGGAAUGUUUCAAAUACUUAUGGUGGACGUGUACAAACUAAUCCUGUUGGAAUAAACCAAAGUCUUAACAACACCACAGACAAUGUGUCUAAUACCGAUAUAACCAGGACAGAAUCUAACCAAAUACCAAAUGAUUACUCGACUAAUGAUGUUAACAGCUUGAAUCAUAUUCCACAAACUGGUUUAGAGACUUCAAAUAGAAAUGCAAGCACACCAAACCACCAAUCCUCAGGUCAAAUAACUACCACAGAUAUAACUAGCAAAGCCCCAGUGGAACAAUUGAUGAUGGGGAUUUGCGUUGAAAACCCAAAGUAUCCAAAAUGCGCCAUCCGAGUAUCUAGACUGGACUCGUUUAAAUAUUGGCCAACGUAUUUGACACAGUCGCCAGACGAAAUGGCAACCGCUGGAUUCUUUUUUACAGGUAGUGAAGAUCAUUGUCGCUGCUUUUUCUGUGGAGGAGGAUUAAAAAACUGGGAACCAGGUGAUGAUCCUUGGGUAGAACAUGCUCGCUGGUACCAGAACUGUGCUUUUGUGCGACAAAGUAAAGGCGAUAGAUUUAUAGAAGAUGUUCAAACAAACAAAUAUAUUCCGGCCGAAAUUGUGGAAAAGAAUAAGCUUCCUAGUUCAGAAAGGCCAUUGUGUGAUUUUAAGAACAAUCCUGCAGUUAGAUCUGUAACAGAGUUUGGUUAUGAUGAAAAGUUAGUCAAAGAAGCUUACGAAACUCUUCAAAAAGCGGGAAAAUCAGAUAUUACGAGUACCGGGCUUCUUGAAGCAAUUUUCAGUUUAGAGGAAAAUUCGAAACAUACCCAAGAAAAUUCAAAUUAUAACCAACAGCCAAUGAAAAACUCGCAAUCAACAAUAGAACCUGCAAAAAGUAUAGCAGAGCAAAUUACACACGAAACAACGAGCGAUCGAGAGCCAGAAUUGUCAGUGAGAAGUCUUGAAGAAGAAAAUCAAAACCUGAAAGAUCAGCAGACUUGUAAAAUAUGCUUGGAUGAACCGAUUGCAAUAGUUUUUCUUCCUUGUGGUCAUUUAGCUGCUUGUGGUAGCUGUGAGCCUGCUCUAAGAAGAUGUCCAAUAUGUAGAGCAUUUAUCAAAGGAACAGUAAAAGCCAUAAUGUGCUGAUGUCUUUAGUUUUUAUACAAUUGAUCAAAAUUAAUAAAACAAAUCAGUUUUAUAUAUAAGCAAGAUCACGACGAAAACAAAAGAUCAGAUCUGUGAGCUCGAGUUCUUCGUGACGCUUACAGAAGACAUAUGAUAUAAAAAAAGAUGAUGUGGUAUGAUUGCAAAUGAAACAACUCUUCACAAGAGACCAAAUGACACAGAAAUUAACAACUAUAGGUCACCGUACGGCCUUCAACAAUGAGCAAAGCCCUUACCGCAUAGUCAACUAUAAAAGGCCCCGAAAUGACACAAACGAGAAAACUAACGGCCUAAUUUAUGUUCAAAAAAAUUAACGAAAAACAAAUAUGUAACACAGCAACAAACGACAACCACUUGAUCACUGGCUCCUGACUUUGGACAGGCACAUUCAUACAGAAUGUGAAGAAUGUGCACGUGGCGGGGUUAAACAUGUUAGCGGGAUCCCAACCCUCCCCCUAACUUGGGACAGUGAUGUAACAGUACAACAUAAGAACGAACAAUAUUAAUGGCGUAAUAAUAUUUGUUGUUUUGUUGUUGUUUAUAAUUAUGGUUUUUGAUAAAAUUAUUUUAUAAUAUAAAAUAAUUACACAAGUUAAUCAUCCAUCCUAAUGCAUUUAACUUAUUAUAAACAAAGUGCUCGAAAUGGAUUUCAUGAACUUUAAAAUCACGAUUGUUGCUAAGAUUUGCAAAACAAAACAUAAUACAAUUUAAACAUUUCCAAAUAUGAAUAAAAUGUAAGAAACAAAGAUCGUCUUGGACAGUAAGUACAUAGUGAUGAUUUCUCCAUAGACAACGACUUCAAUAGAUACAUGUGACCUAAAUAUCCCUUUGGUGGGAAUUUUCAUAUGGCUUUUCAGUUAAGCGUGUUAAUUUCAAAUAAAGAAUGUUUACAGACAACAGAGUAAAUAUUGAAAACACGUGUUGAAUUAUGCAUAACCUCUUUUGUACACUUCAAUAUAAAAUCAAGCCACACGGAACCAUGUGUGUCUAUACAUUCUAAUAAUCGUUAUCAUUGUGGUUGUCGUUCGUCGUUACCACCGUUAUCGUUGCUAUCAUAAGGAACAUCGACAAUUACCCGGUAUAAAUGAUCAUUGACAUCUUUCUAGAAGUAUUUCAAUCGCAGUGAUCAUUUCGUGUGUUGCUAUGUAGUUACUUUCCCGUUUGAAAAAAGUAAACACACUGAAAACGAAUUUAGGAAGCUAUAUUAAUUGAUUGAUAAAGGGCGUAUAGAGCAGCAGUCGAGGCAACACGUAAUGUCGAUUAGGAAAUUUUAACUGCGGUAAAGAAAAUUAUAAGUGCGAUAAAAAAAAUAUUACCGAUUCUCUAAAAAUAUGUAUACUUGAAAGCAGAAACCGAAAAAAUUUCAACAUUUAAGGAAGGAAGCUGAAUACAUAAACAUUGAAUACUAGUAUGUAAUCUUAGUUAUAUAAAAAACUUGAAGAAGCGGACAUAUUUUCCUAUCUAGUACAUUUGAAUUUUUACCAGUUACAUGUAUUAAACAGGACAUAAAUACAUAUAGGGCUAAUACUUCCUAUGCAAUUUAACCAAAUUGAGAUUUCAGUUUGUUUUAGUACUUUAGCGACCACGUUAUAUUGUUUUUUUUUUUCUUUUUUAAGCGUUUU
Molecule: messenger RNA, 3728 nt
Organism: Mytilus californianus (California mussel)
Lineage: Eukaryota; Metazoa; Mollusca; Bivalvia; Mytilida; Mytilidae
Product: baculoviral IAP repeat-containing protein 2-like
Exons: 6
Coding region: 421-2088 (555 amino acids)
Biological process (GO): regulation of cell cycle; negative regulation of apoptotic process
Cellular component (GO): cytoplasm; nucleus; spindle microtubule
Molecular function (GO): cysteine-type endopeptidase inhibitor activity involved in apoptotic process
Source: RefSeq, a predicted model, not a curated record